This is a messenger RNA of Brassica oleracea var. oleracea, 1251 nucleotides long. RefSeq lists its product as uncharacterized. The record is from RefSeq and is a predicted model, not a curated record. The transcript has a single exon. Gene Ontology annotation, molecular function: zinc ion binding. Bases 1 to 1251 code for a protein of 416 amino acids. Lineage: Eukaryota; Viridiplantae; Streptophyta; Magnoliopsida; Brassicales; Brassicaceae.
AUGGAUGGAACUCAUCUGAAAGGUGUGUAUAAAGGAGUGCUUCUUAUUGCCACUGCUCAAGAUCCAGAUCAUCAUCAUUAUCCCCUCGCUUUUGCUGUAGUAGAUGGUGAAAAAAAUGCAAGUUGGAGUUGGUUUUUGACUACAUUGAAAACCUUGAUACCAGAUGAUCCCCAACUUGUAUUCUGCACUGAUAGAAACCAAAGCAUCAUCAAGACAGUACACGAGAUCUACCCAUUGGCGAUCCAUGGAUAUUGCAUAUAUCACUUGGCUAAUAAUGUGAAAGGAGCAUGCAGCCAUGUUAGGAAAGAUGUGGUUGCCCAUGAGUUCAAAAAAAUUGCUGGUAUUUACACAGAAAAAGAGUUUAAAAGAAAAUAUAUUGAUUUCAGAAGAAGGUAUCCUCAGGCCGCUGAGUAUCUGGAUGAGAGUGUGCAUGAGAGCAAAUGGGCAAGAUGUCAAUUUCCAGGAGCAAGGUACAACAUAGAUACAACCAACACUGCUGAAUCUAUGAAUGGUGUUUUCAAGGAACAAAGGAAUUAUGCACUGCUGCCAAUGAUUGAUGAGACCGUGGGCAAGAUUACAGAAUGGUUUAAUAGAUACCGACAAAUUUCUAUAGGGGUUCCACAGAGGCAGCUACUUGUCCCACGUGUGCAUGUUGAAUUGCAUGAGAACUGUCCAAUUGCAAGAACACUUCACGUGGAGGUGCUAAACACAUUUGAACGUCAGUACAAUGUUACUGGUACGGAUGGGAAAGGUUAUUUGGUUGAUUUGAUCAACAAAACAUGUGACUGUCGGCAUUUUGAAAUUGACCGGUAUCCUUGUGUGCAUUCGCUUGCUGCGAUCAUGAAGUAUUGCAGAACUACAACAGAUGAUACGCUAGAGCAGUUGGUUGAAAAUUAUUGUUCUAAGUAUUAUUGGAUGGAGCAGUGGACAUUGGCAUAUUGUAGGACAAUAUAUCCAGUGCCUCAUCAUUCAUCCUGGCAAGUUCCUGAGGAAAUACAAUCUCAGGUUGUGUUCCCGCCGUAUGUGGAGAAAAAAAAAGGAAGAUUACAAACUACUAGAUUCCCAUCUGCAGGAAAAUAUCAGAGGAAGAGAAAGAAAAAGUAUGCACCAUUCUCGGAGUGGCUUGGUGACAGUAGUGACAAAGAUGACAACGACAACGAUGACAUCGAUUACGAAGAAAGCAGCAAUGAGGGAAGUGACAGCGAAGGAAGUGGUGACGAGAGAAGUGACAACGAAGGAAAUGAUGAAUGA